AUGAAGAGCAAGUUCAUCAAAUCCUGCGAGAAGAAACUCAAAAAGAUGACAGGCAAAGUCACACUAUCUUGUACUUCUUGCGAGACAUGCUUGGAAAGAAUCUGCUGGGCGUUCAAGAAAGAAGCUGAUCAGGUGAUACCAAGAGAUGUUCCUAAAGGACACUUGGUUGUCUAUGUGGGUGAGGACUGCAAGAGGUUUGUGAUAAAGAUCAGCUUGCUUCAACACUCACUCUUCAGGGCAUUGCUUGAUCAAGCACAGGAUGCUUACGGUUUCAAUGCUGACGCCAGACUUUGGAUUCCUUGCAAUGAGAGCACUUUCCUUGAUGUUGUCCGGUGCGCUAGUGCUCCACAGCAUCAGAACUGCAUGUGUAUCUAG
Molecule: messenger RNA, 375 nt
Organism: Microthlaspi erraticum
Lineage: Eukaryota; Viridiplantae; Streptophyta; Magnoliopsida; Brassicales; Brassicaceae
Source: the annotation of a GenBank genome assembly